GGUGUGAGGAUAUUAUAUGAAUGGUGUGAGGGAAUUAAAACAUGGACUGUAGUUAGUUGGUCUUUGGAUAACACUUUACACCGUGGAGCUUCUCAGCAUACACUGACUAUACAAAAUAUUAACAAAAUCUAAAUACAAAAAUCUCUUUUUAUUUGUCACAUACUCAUGGUUAGCAGAUGUUAAUGCGAGUGUUCAAAAUGCUUGUGCUUCUAGUUCCGACAGUGCAAUAAUAUCUAACAAGCAAUCUAACUGUUCCCCAACAACUACCUAAUACACACAAAUCUAAAAGGGGUGAAUGAGAAUAUGUACAUAUAAAUAUAUGGAUGAGCGAUGGCCAAGCGGCAUAGGCAAGGUGUAAUAGAUGGUAUAAAAUACAGUAUAUACAUAUGAGUAAUGUAGGACAUGUAAACAUGAUUAAAGUGACAUUAUUUAAAGGGUCAUUGUUUAAAGUGACUAGUGAUCCAUUUGUUAAAGUGGCCAGGGAUCGGGUCUCCAUGUAGGCAGCAGCCUCUCUGAGUUAGUGUUUGCUGUUUAACAGUCUGAUGGCCUUGAGAUAGAAGCUGUUCUUCAGUCUCUCAGUCCCAGCGUUGAUGCACCUGUACUGACCUGCUCUUUCCAUGACAUAGACUGACCAGGUGAAUCCAGGUGAAAGAUAUGAUCCCUUAUUGAUGUCACUUGUUUAAUCCCCUUCAAUCAGUGUAGAUGAAAGGGAGGAGACAACUUAAAUAAGGCUUUUUAAACCUUGAGACAUGGAUUGUGUUUGUGUGCCAUUCAGAGAAUGAAUGGGCAAGACAAAACAUUGAAGUGCCUUUGAACGAGGUAUAGUAGCACCGGCUUGUGUCAACAGUUUCCCAUGUGUAUCAAGAAUGGUCCACCACCCAAAGGACAUCCAGACAACAUGAAACAACUGUGGGAAGCAUUGGAGUCAACAUGGGCCAGCAUCCCUGUGGAACGCUUUCAACACCUUGUAGAAUCCAUGCCCCGACAAAUUGAGACGAUGAAUGAGGAUAAUGUAUCAAAUCCGGUCAGGGUCCAACUACGCAAUCACUCCCUGAGAAUUCCAGUGACCUUUGACCCAAGUAUGGCUACCACUCAGGGGACCACCGUGCCCCCCUCCCAAUCCCCAGGUUUAGGUGUACCCACCCUGGUCACCAUAGACAUUGUGGUGCUCGUUGUCUACUUCCUCCUUGUACUGGCUGUGGGCCUCUGGUCCAUGUGGAAAACCAAGCGGAGCACGGUGGAUGGAUACUUCCUGGCAGGAAAGAGCAUGUCCUGGUGGCCGGUGGGCACCUCUCUGUUUGCCAGUAAUGUGGGUAGCGGCCACUUCAUGGGCCUGGCAGGCUCAGGAGCAGCAGCGGGCAUCAGUGCUGUGGCAUAUGAGUGGAACGGGAUGCUGAUGGUGCUGCUCUUGGGUUGGCUUUUCCUCCCCAUCUAUAUCGCUUCCGGGGUGACAACCAUGCCUGAAUACUUGCAGAAGCGAUUCGGGGGGAAGCGAAUACAAUUAUUCAUAGCUAUUUUGUAUUUAUUCAUUUACAUCUUCACAAAGAUAUCGGUGGAUAUGUAUGCUGGGGCUGUGUUUAUUCAACAGGCCCUGCAGUGGAACAUCUAUGUAGCUGUGGUGGUGCUUCUGCUCAUCACUGCUCUCUAUACUGUAACAGGUGGUCUGGCUGCUGUCAUGUACACAGACGCUGCCCAGACUGGCAUCAUGUUGAUAGGAGCACUCACCCUCAUGGGCUUCAGUUUCGCUGAGGUGGGGGGCUGGAACGCCCUCCUAGAGGGGUAUGCUACGGCCAUCCCCUCUGUCCGCGACCCUAACACCACAUGUGGCAUCCCCCGGGACGACGCCUUCCACCUGUUCCGUGACCCUGUGACCUCUGACCUGCCCUGGCCGGGCAUCCUCCUGGGCAUGUCCAUACCCUCCAUGUGGUACUGGUGCUCAGACCAGGUGAUAGUGCAGCGCUCCCUGGCUGCUAAGAACCUGCUCCAUGCUAAAGGAGGCUCCCUGCUGGCUGCCUACCUCAAGAUCCUGCCCUUCUUCAUGAUGGUCCUGCCCGGCAUGAUCAGCAGAAUACUCUACCCAGACGAGGUGGCGUGUGGUGACCCUGAGGUGUGUACUGAGGUGUGUGGGAACCCAGUGGGCUGUUCAGACAUCGCCUACGCAAAACUGGUCAUGAAGCUACUGCCCUCAGGUCUGCGUGGUCUGAUGAUGGCGGUGAUGAUUGCUGCUCUCAUGUCCUCCCUCACCUCCAUCUUCAACAGCUCCAGCACCAUCUUCACCAUGGACCUGUGGAGGCAUGUCCGGCCCCGAGCAACCGAGUGGGAACUCAUGCUCGUGGGAAGGAUGUUUGUGCUGGUUCUGGUGGUGGUGUCAGUGCUCUGGAUCCCUGUGGUCCAGGCCAGUCAGGGAGGACAGCUGUUUAUCUACAUCCAGUCCAUCAGUACCUAUCUCCAGCCCCCUGUUUCCAUCGUCUUCCUGACUGGAUGCUUCUGGAAGAGGACCAAUGAGAAGGGGGCUUUCUGGGGCCUGUUCCUGGGCCUACUGGUGGGUGGUGUGAGGAUGGCCCUAGACUUUAUCUAUCCCUCACCACUGUGUUACCAGGAGGACAGCAGGCCUGAUGUGGUGAAACAUGUCCACUACCUCUACUUCUCCACCGUGCUGUCUCUGCUCACCCUGGUGGUGGUGGUGGGGGUCAGCCUGGCCACGGAGAAACCCCGCCCAGAGCAGAUCAGCCGCCUCACCUGGUUCACCAGAUUUGAUAAGGUGGAGAAGAGCAGUGGAGCUUUAGAGACAGUAGAGACUGUGACUAGUGCUACAGAGACCGAGGAGAGUGCAGAGCAGGAGAUAGAAGUCAGAGAGCAGGAGAAGGCUAACGGAGAGACACACCUCCAGAGGAAAGUCUCCUCAGAAGCCAGUGUGAGGAGCCAGUCCAGGCUGAAGGCCGCCCUCUACUGGCUGUGUGGGAUGGAGCGGCAAAAGGAGGGUGACAGCGCCCCACAACCCCCUCUUCUUCUCCACCCCGCUAGCUCUCUGGAAGAGGACCCAUGCCUUAGCCACGUGGUCGACGCCAACCUCAUCAUCUGCCUCUCCAUCGCCGUCUUUAUCAUUGGCUACUGGGCCUAGUGAGGAAUUCUCAACAGCCAAUGAUAUUGGCAGGGACAGGUGGUGCUUGGCCAUUGCUGCAGCAUCAUCGGAGAGCUGCUGUAGUGUCACAGCAAAGCUGUUAUUUAUUAUUGUAUAAUAGCAAUGUAUCAUUUUUUUAAAACCCCUCCACCCCUCCUACAUUUGACAUACAUGUUACUUUCAUAUAAAGCAGUCAAUAACAAUAAUACAUUACCACACACUCUUUAAUCCCACCCCUCAGCCACUCUCAGCCCAUCC
This is a messenger RNA of Oncorhynchus keta (chum salmon), 3379 nucleotides long. It is a transcript of the gene slc5a11, whose product is annotated as solute carrier family 5 member 11. Bases 854 to 3121 code for a protein of 755 amino acids. NCBI's taxonomy places the organism in Eukaryota, Metazoa, Chordata, Actinopteri, Salmoniformes, Salmonidae. The transcript has 16 exons. Gene Ontology annotation, biological process: transmembrane transport. The record is from RefSeq and is a predicted model, not a curated record. Gene Ontology annotation, molecular function: D-glucose:sodium symporter activity. Gene Ontology annotation, cellular component: plasma membrane.